GACUUGAUGUUAGUUGAGUGGUUGGGCGAUGACACAUACCAGAUUCAGAUAUACAUAUACUAUAUAAUAAUAGUACUGCUCGCCUUCCAUUCUUCCUUUCUUCUUUCUGCGCAACCCAAAACCCUAGAUUCGUAACUGUACCACGUCCUCGUCCCAAUCAAGUGAAAGCUCGAUGGCUGAAAUGGACCAGAACACGGGCGGUGAGCAUGAGGCGGAGGAAACGAUUGAGAUUGAGGCGGAAGUGCACGGUGGUGAAGAGGCGGUUGUUGCGGAGAAGAAGUGGCCGGGGUGGCCCGGGGAGAGUGUGUUUCGGAUGUUAGUUCCUGCGCAGAAGGUUGGGGGUAUCAUUGGACGCAAAGGAGAGUUCAUCAAGAAAAUUGUCGAGGAGACACGAGCUCGAGUUAAAAUUCUUGAUGGUCCUCCGGGAACUGUGCAAAGGGCUGUAAUGAUAUCAGCUAAAGAGGAACCUGGUUCCUCUGUUCCUCCUGCUGUGGAUGGCUUAUUAAGGAUUCAUAAACGGAUUAUUGAUGGUUUAGAGAGUGAUUUUACCCAUGCUCCUUCAGGUGUGGCCGGGAAGGUUUCUACAAAACUUCUAGUGCCAGCCUCACAAGCAGGAAGUUUGAUUGGGAAGCAAGGAGGAACUGUAAAAUCUAUCCAAGAAGCAUCCAAUUGUAUUGUUAGAGUUCUUGGAGCAGAAGACCUCCCUAUUUUUGCCCUUCAAGAUGACAGGGUGGUUGAAGUAGUUGGGGAUCCCGCUGGAGUGCAUAAGGCAUUAGAGUUAAUUGCCUCCCACCUAAGGAAGUUUUUAGUUGAUCGCGGUGUAAUUCCAAUUUUUGAAAUGAAUAUGCAAACAGCCAAUCCCCACCAUGCAGAGCACAUGCCACCCCACCAAUCUUGGGGACCACCUCAGGGUCUUCCUCCAAAUGUUGGUGGAGGUCCUGGUUUUGGACCUCCUUCUCAAUACAUGCCACCUCCACGACAACUUGAUAGUUAUUAUCCAUCAGCUGAAAUGCCUCCUCCAGUGGACAGACAGCCCCAUCAAGGUAUAUCUGCUUAUGGAAGAGAUGCUUCAAUAGGUGUUCAUGCAUCUUCAAAUACUCAAUCUGCACCUUCCAUAGUCACACAGAUCACGCAGCAAAUGCAAAUUCCUCUAUCUUAUGCUGAUGCUGUUAUUGGAACAGCUGGAGCAAGUAUAAGCUACAUCAGACGAGCUAGUGGGGCUACUGUUACCAUACAAGAAGCAAGAGGUGUUCCUGGGGAGAUGACAGUUGAAAUCAGUGGAACUGCUUCUCAAGUCCAAACAGCACAGCAACUAAUACAGAAUUUUAUGGCUGAAGCUGCAGCUGCAGCUGCAGCACCAGCACAGCCGCAAACAACUGUGCCUGCUGCAGACCAAGGAUACAAUUCUUACCCUGCCCAUGGUUCUGUCUAUGCCUCUCCUCCUUCCAAUCCUGGACAUGCUGGAGGCUAUGGCUCAGUUUAUGGUGCAAACUAUGGGUACUAAGCUGGGCAGAGCAACUAAUGCUGCUAUUAUUGAAAUUUAUAAUGCUGGGAACAGAAUUAAUGUAAUAAUUUAAGAAAUUUUAGAUUAUUGUCCGACUUUUGUGUUCUGUUAUACUCCUAGUCAUUUGGAAAGGUAAAACAUACUAUUCGUGGCCUUCUGAUGUAUCAUGUACUUGUUCUAUGAUUCUAUCUAAUUGGUGCACCUAUUCCUCUUCCUA
This is a messenger RNA of Glycine soja, 1721 nucleotides long. RefSeq names its product flowering locus K homology domain-like. Gene Ontology annotation, biological process: regulation of gene expression. The transcript is spliced from 7 exons. Lineage: Eukaryota; Viridiplantae; Streptophyta; Magnoliopsida; Fabales; Fabaceae. Bases 173 to 1504 code for a protein of 443 amino acids. Gene Ontology annotation, molecular function: mRNA binding. Gene Ontology annotation, cellular component: nucleus; cytoplasm. The record is from RefSeq and is a predicted model, not a curated record.